Messenger RNA from Dentiscutata heterogama, 471 nucleotides. NCBI's taxonomy places the organism in Eukaryota, Fungi, Glomeromycota, Glomeromycetes, Diversisporales, Gigasporaceae. The record is from the annotation of a GenBank genome assembly.
AAAAAGGAUAUAAUAGCUAUUCAGAAAAAACUUGGUAUUAAUAGUAAUACAUUAAAGCAAAUAGAACAUGAGCCCGAUGGAAAAACACUCACUAAUUCAUAUAAGUUGCUAUUAUAUUUGGUGGAAGAUUUAAUACUAAUACAAAAAAAUCUUGACAUUGAUGGCAACCUCAUUCUGGCAGUGGAAUAUAAUAAUAAAGAACUUGAUAUUGUUGGUUAUACUAAUGGAGAAAUAGCAGAAGAAGCCAAUAAAAAUGCAAGUGUGUACCUUCAAAAAUUUGAGAAAUUUUAUGGCCCCUUAGAAGAUGAUCUAGGUGUGUUAAUAAAGAAAUUUGCUGAUAUUGGGGUAAAAAAAAUUUGGUUUACUGGUGAGGGAUUACCAUUAUUUCUAAAUGUCUCUCCUCAACAAUUGCAUAAAAUUUUCGUCAAAAAAUCGGCUAGUGCCAAUCAGUGCCCAUGUCUAGAAACAAAA